AUGACCUCAAGUCCCUUACAGCAAGUUUGUGAUUUAGUAAAGGGUGAUCUAUCACUUGAAAGAGUACGAGAUAUUAAGGAACAAUUAUUGAAGGAAAAAUCAGUGAUAGAAUACCAAUUAAAUAAAGAAUCGGAUAAAUAUUAUGGUGAAGUCGAAGAAUCUCUCAAACUGUUGAACAUAUCCAAGGAUUCAGUCACAUCAAUCAAACAACAAAUCAAUGAAGUCAACAAGUUAGGUAAUGACAAUCGAUUUGCAAUUAAUCGUUAUGAUAUACUUUUCCAAGCCACAAAACUAUAUGAAACAAUUAAUACCACAUCUUCGAUUUAUAAUCGAAUAUAUAGUUUUGUUGCAUUGAUGGAGCAUAUAGAAAGGCUAUUAGUGACGGAAUUGGCGGAAGACGCUUUACAGACUGGCUGUCCCCACCUUUUGGAAAUUCAUUUCCUAUUAACUUCAGCACGGGACUUUCAAGAACAGGUUGUUAUUAUGGCUAAAGAAGCAACUGAAGAUGCACAACGUACAGUCAUAAAACUUUUUUCCAGACUAUCGGGAAUAAUAUCAAAAUUUGACAAAUUGUUGGACGGAUUAACAUAUGAUAUUGUGGAAAUGGCUAGAGCUGAUCAGAUAUCUUUAGCAAUUAGACUUUUCAAGAUUUAUGAUCUAGAAGAAAGGGAAGACUUGAGAAUUGAAGCAAUUAGGAACAUUAUCAAGAAGAAAGAAAUUGAAAUUGAAAAAUCUUCGAUAAAAAAACUUCCAAACAGUAAAAACACUGCAAGACUACAAGAGGAAGCACCCACAAUUAUAGAGUAUCCGACAAACAAGGGAUUGUAUCAAGAGAUAAUGAGCGGUACAAUCUCAACAAGAACAGCACCCCGUGGUUAUAAGCAUUUUCUAAUAAAUGGGAUAAAUAAUUCCAUAUCUGAAAUGUUUGGAGAAAUGAAAGACAAAUAUGUUGGAGAUCAAAAAUUCGAUGUUCUUGAUAACAUGGAUUGGAUUUUCAACGAAUUGAUUAUAGUAAAGGAACAUAUUGCCAAUUGCUGUCCCCCACAUUGGAACAUAUUUGAGGUGUACUUUAAUCAGUACUAUAAGGAACUACAUUCAUUGAUUACGGACCUCGUGGACUCUGAACCUGAAACCAUUAUUAUUCUCGAUAUUCUUGCGUUCGAUAAGACGUUUCAAGACACCCUUAAACAGGAUUUCGGCUUUAGUAAGAAUGAAGUCAAAUCUGUUAUCGGCGAUGAAGAAAAGGAAACGCUAUUUAAAGACUACUUGAAUUUAAUUGUCGUUAAAAUGACUGAAUGGAUCGGUAAUUUGGAGAAAGCUGAAUUUGAUGUGUUCUUGGAAAGAAGCACGCCUCCACAUUCCGAUUCAGAUGGAUUACUUUUCCUUGAUGGGACCAAGACUUGUUUCCAAAUGUUUACCCAGCAAGUGGAAGUCGCAGCAGGUACUAACCAGGCAAAAAUUCUUGUCGGCGUAGUUGAACGAUUUAGUGAUCUGUUAACAAAGAGACAAAAAAACUGGAUAUCCAAGAUAAGUGGAGAAAUCAAAAGGCAAAUCAAUUACAAUCACAAAUAUGAUAUAGAUCCAGAGAGUAUAACUCCGGAAGAAGAAUGCGCGGGAGGAUUGGUAGAAUAUUUAAUUGCGGUGUCAAAUGAUCAAAUGAAAGCUGCGGACUACGCCGUUGCCAUUUCAUCCAAAUACGGUAAACUAGUUUCUAAACUUUAUGAGAAGCAAAUUACUAACAAUUUAGAAGGAACUUUAGAUGGAUUUGCCGAAGUUGCUCAAUGCAGCUCUUUAGGCUUAAUCACAUUAAUGUUUGACGAUUUAACGAAACCAUAUCAAGAAAUUUUUAGUAAAAGUUGGUACAUGGGGAGCCAAGCGCAACAGAUCGCUGAUACACUCGAUGAAUAUCUGUUAGACAUCAAGCCCCAAAUGAACUCUGUGCUAUUUGUCAAUUUUAUAGAUAAUGUUAUUGGAGAAACAAUUAUAAAAUUUUUGAGUGCUUUAUCGUUCGAGCAUUCAUUUAAAAGUAAGAACAAUAAGUUUUUAGAGGCAAUGAAGAGGGAUUUUGAAAUUUUUUACCAGCUCUUUGUCAAAGUACUAGAUGGCAAUGAAAGUAAGGAUACCUUGAUCACACAAAAUUUUACUGUCAUGGAGUUUUUUAUGGAUCUAAGUUGUGAGCCUAUUGAUAGCAUACUAGAUAUUUGGAAAAAAUAUCUUGAGGUAUACUGGGAUUCGCGCAUAGAUUUACUUGUAGGGAUAUUGAAGUGCAGGAAAGAUGUAAGCAGCUCAGAAAGAAAAAAGAUCACUCAACAGGCUACAGAAAUGUUGCAUGAUUACCGCCAUAAUAUGGAAGCUAACGGAGUAGAUCGCGAGCCUACGUUAAUGAGGCGGUUUGCGUUAGAAUUCGAGAAGUAA
Messenger RNA from Saccharomyces mikatae IFO 1815, 2415 nucleotides. It is a transcript of the gene SEC6, whose product is annotated as SNARE-binding exocyst subunit SEC6. Lineage: Eukaryota; Fungi; Ascomycota; Saccharomycetes; Saccharomycetales; Saccharomycetaceae. The record is from RefSeq and is a predicted model, not a curated record. Gene Ontology annotation, molecular function: SNARE binding. The coding region runs from base 1 to 2415 and encodes 804 amino acids. Gene Ontology annotation, biological process: exocyst localization; exocytosis. Gene Ontology annotation, cellular component: exocyst. The transcript has a single exon.